GCCUGUGCGCCUGCGCAGUGCAGUGCAGUGCGGUGCCGGGCCGGAGGGUGCCGGGCAGGGGCUGCUGUCGCCGCCGCCAUGAGCGGGACGCUGGCUAAGAUCGCGGAGAUAGAGGCCGAGAUGGCCCGCACGCAGAAGAACAAGGCCACGGCGCAUCACCUGGGGCUGCUGAAGGCGCGGCUCGCCAAGCUGCGCCGGGAGCUCAUCACCCCCAAGGGCGGCGGCGGCGGCGGCCCCGGAGAAGGUUUUGAUGUCGCCAAAACGGGUGAUGCCCGGAUCGGUUUUGUGGGCUUCCCGUCAGUGGGCAAAUCAACUCUGCUGAGUAAUUUGGCUGGUGUGUACUCGGAGGUGGCGGCGUAUGAGUUCACGACGUUGACCACGGUGCCUGGGGUCAUUCGAUAUAAAGGAGCAAAGAUACAGCUUCUUGAUCUCCCAGGAAUUAUUGAGGGAGCUAAGGAUGGGAAAGGGAGAGGUCGACAAGUCAUUGCAGUUGCUCGAACAUGUAACCUAAUUCUGAUUGUUCUGGAUGUGCUAAAGCCCUUGGGACACAAAAAGAUCAUUGAGAAUGAGCUGGAGGGCUUUGGAAUACGACUGAAUAGCAAGCCCCCCAACAUUGGCUUUAAGAAGAAAGAUAAAGGAGGCAUCAAUCUCACAGCCACUUGCCCACAGAGUGAGCUAGAUACUGAAACAGUGAAGAGCAUCUUAGCAGAGUACAAAAUUCACAACGCUGAUGUCACGCUGCGGAGUGAUGCUACUGCAGAUGACCUCAUUGAUGUGGUUGAAGGAAACAGAGUUUAUAUCCCGUGUAUUUAUGUGCUGAAUAAAAUUGACCAGAUUUCCAUUGAGGAACUAGAUAUCAUUUACAAGGUACCUCACUGCGUACCAAUCUCUGCUCAUCACCGUUGGAAUUUUGAUGAUCUGUUGGAGAAAAUUUGGGACUACUUGCAACUAGUGCGAAUCUAUACUAAACCUAAAGGACAGUUACCAGACUACACCUCUCCUGUGGUGCUGCCUUACUCCAAGACCACAGUGGAGGAUUUUUGCAUGAAGAUACACAAAAAUCUCAUUAAAGAUUUUAAGUACCACAGACCAGCAAACCCUCUGGAGACUGGAAAGGAAAGCAUGCUCUUCAGCUCAGAGAAGGCAUUUCUCUACACAUCAAGUGGUUGACUGAAGAAUAUACUGAAAAGCAGACUAAGCCACAACAAACUAAAAAUCUUACCAUGUCUAGAUCAUACCACACAACCUGAUGUUUCCAGGAAAACAUUGGCACGCCAAGCCUUGGCAGGAUGCAAGUCAACUAUACCAGUUUCUCAGCCUGUGGUAAACACACCCCUGGGGGUACGCAAGACAAGCAGGGGGUAUGUAGGUACCCCAACACACUCUCCCUCACCUUUUCCUCUCAAAAUUAGGGCCAAAAAAGUUGGUGCGUUGUGCAUUGCGCUGCACUUUAAACUCCCCAGUAAUAAUUUGGCGUGCCACACUGUGUGGCACUGGGUUCAGCCCUCCUAGCUUUGGCCAACAUCACCUCUAGCCCAGGUACAUACUUGAGUUGUGCACCCUUGGUGUAAAAGGUGACAACCCACCCCCACCAGAUCAGACAUCUGUCAUACCACAGCCUUGUAUACACAGCCCUUCUUCCAAGACAUUAGUCUGUAAAUAUAAAAUCCCCUGGAAAAUUGAGUGUUGGGGUACUUAUUAACAUUUUCAGAAGUCAGGGGGUACUUGUUACUUAAGAUGUUGAAAAAUACUCAAUUAUACUACGCUAUGUAUA
Alligator mississippiensis (American alligator) is the source of this 1774-nucleotide messenger RNA. It is a transcript of the gene DRG1, whose product is annotated as developmentally regulated GTP binding protein 1. The transcript has 10 exons. Gene Ontology annotation, molecular function: GTP binding; GTPase activity. The record is from RefSeq and is a predicted model, not a curated record. Gene Ontology annotation, biological process: cytoplasmic translation. The coding region runs from base 79 to 1170 and encodes 363 amino acids. NCBI's taxonomy places the organism in Eukaryota, Metazoa, Chordata, Crocodylia, Alligatoridae. Gene Ontology annotation, cellular component: cytoplasm.